Messenger RNA from Rhipicephalus sanguineus (brown dog tick), 2180 nucleotides. Its product is annotated as protein-cysteine N-palmitoyltransferase Rasp. Gene Ontology annotation, biological process: protein palmitoylation. The record is from RefSeq and is a predicted model, not a curated record. The transcript has 12 exons. Lineage: Eukaryota; Metazoa; Arthropoda; Arachnida; Ixodida; Ixodidae. Gene Ontology annotation, cellular component: endoplasmic reticulum. The coding region runs from base 67 to 1728 and encodes 553 amino acids. Gene Ontology annotation, molecular function: palmitoyltransferase activity.
CUGGGAGCUUGUACGCGGUUGAAGUUAAGAGCCAGGAGACGGAGCGCGCUAGGGAGGUAACACACAAUGUCAGGAGAUGGCACUGCUCUAGAAACAAAACCUGAUUUAAAGCCGAAAGGACCAACAGGCGUUGAGAGGUGGAAAUGGAACCGGAAGAAGUUGUUUCACUGGGUGGUUGUCGUGUCGGCCGUCCUCUACUCCAUGUGGCGAUUUUCGGUCAACGAAGAAAAUGUGUUUCUGCAACAAGAAAUGCGGCGUGCCUUCAAAAGCAGUCCGUACGGCCUUCAGCGCAAAAUGGACGAUACGCAUUGGGAAUGGAAGUAUACGGGCCAUUUUGUUACCAGAAAUUGGGUGUGGUUCCUGCUGCAUCCUUUGCUGGGCCGGGCAACCGCCGGCAUCGCACCAUCGCUAGUGCCCGUGUUCUAUGCUGUGUACACAUCACUCUUCCUGGCCGUCCAAAUCGGUUGGGAGGUAGCGCUCGCUUUCUUGGCCCAGCACGCCGCAUUCCUCGCAGUGGCUGCGCUGCGCGUGCCCGUGUUCUGCUACGUCCUUGCGUCCCUCGUGCUCAUGCAGAAUAAAAUCAACGACAUGAGCUUCUUUCACCACGUGUACGAUAACUACGGGCCGGAGACACACAUGGUGACUUACGUCGCUUUCCAUUGGAAUAUAUUGCGCGGCCUCAGCUUCAGCUUGGACUUUAUACACAACGAGCGAGAGAAGCCCGAGGACAGUCGCAGCCGGUGGCCUCCGUACUGGAGGACGCUGGCCUAUGUUAUCUACAUGCCCGCGGUGUACCUGGGACCACUUCAGAACUACCACGACUACGCGGCACAGCUGGACAAAGCGAGGCCACAGUGCACCCUGCGGGAAAUGGGCGCCGCCAUAACUGGUGUGCUGCGGAGCUGUGCUCACUUUCUUCUGGUUGAAGUCAUGGCCCACUACCUAUACAGCUCCGCGAUGUCCCAGUGGCCCUGGAUGAUCGGAAAGCUCGACCCGGCCAGCCUCGUCGGGUUCGGCCUUUCCCUGCUGUUCUUCUUCUACGUGCGCUACGUGUUCAACUACGGCAUCGCCGGUGCUCUGGCCCGAGCCGAAGGAAUCGAAAUCCCGCCGCACGCCAAAUGCAUAGUAAGGUUGCACCGAUGUUCUCAUUUUUGGAGGUAUUUUGACAGAGGGAUGCAUCUAUACAUAAGAAGGUAUUUCUACGAGCCCGUGGCGGGUGGCCGGAAAGGUGCCGCUUGGUUGGUGCUGGGCACAGCGGCGUCAUUCGCCUUCACCUGGUUCUGGCACGACAUGGAGAGGUCGGACGGGAUAUGGUGCGCGCUGAGCGUACUCGGUAUCGCCAUCGAAGUGCUCGUGGUCCAGGCCAGGAGGUCGUCGUUCGUCAAGAAACUCGAGGUGCGAGCUGCGAAACCGGCCGCGCCAAGCAGCCUCAAACAAAUGCGCAUCGAUUUGCUUGUGGCUUCGGGCUACGAAUGGAGUCGGUACUUGGCGACACCUGGGCGAAUGCGAGAAGCCAAGGCGUUGAUUGGUUCCCCGCACUACCUGCUCACCAUCUGCGCAUGCAUGUUUCACCUGACUGAAUUAAGCGUUGUGCUGGUCCUCUGCAGAGGAGUCCUUUUCGGAUUUCCCUUCCCGCUGGUUCCUGUGCUGGUGGUCCUCUACAGUGCCUGUCACGUCUCCUUUGACGUUGCAGAGUGGGAAGCAACUGACAAGCGAAAGCAAGCCUAGUAACUGCCAUAUUCUGUGCCAUAUUCUACCAUAUUCAGCAGCCAAAGCGUGUUCCACUCAACGCUGGGAGGUUGAAAGUUCAUAUUUUCCUAACUCUUGCUUGUUCAAGUAUUCUGCUCUCUUCUGUUAUAAUUUAACUGCUGUGGAGAGACUGAGAAACGUAGCGCCUCGACUACUUCGUUUUUAUGUGUUCUGCAGCAAAAAAAAAAACAAAUAAAGGAGAAGGAGAAAUAAUGGUUCCCUACGGACACAACUUGGACAUAAAUGUGUCCUUGUGAACGUUGUAUUGUGUAACGUCAACUGCUGCCAGCGAACUGGCAGUUGGCAUGUUAUUUCUUGCUAUACGUUUCAGUUUCGUGUUAGUUCAAUUGUUAUUCCGAGACGAGGCCAUCUAUACCUGCUUUCUUGUUUACUUGCAAAUAAAAGGGACAGGUAUUUAUAACAGCACACAA